GGCGGACGGGCCGGCAGGCUGGGGGCGGCGACAGCGAAGGGCCGCGCGCGGAGGGCGCCGGGCGCAGCAUGGGCGGCCCGCGGGCUUGGGCACUGCUCUGCCUCGGGCUCCUGCUCCCGGGAGGCGGCGCUGCUUGGAGCCUCGGGGCAGCCCAGUUCUCCGGACGCAGGAACUGGUGCUCCUAUGUGGUGACCCGCACCAUCUCAUGCCACGUGCAGAAUGGCACCUACCUUCAGCGAGUGCUGCAGAACUGCCCCUGGCCCAUGAGCUGUCUGGGGGGCAGCUACAGAACCGUGGUGAGACCCACAUACAAGGUGAUGUACAAGACAGUGACCACCCGUGAGUGGAGGUGCUGCCCUGGGCACUCGGGGAUGAGCUGCGAGGAAGUUGCAGGUUCUUCUGGCUCCAUGAAGCCCAUGUGGCCAGGCAGUACCAUGCGGCGGAUGGCACUUCGGCCCACAGCCUUCUCAGGUUGUGUCAACUGCAGCAAAGUGUCGGAGCUGACGGAGCAGCUGAAGGUGCUGGAGGCCAAGGUGGCCAUGCUGACUGUCACAGAGCAGCCAGUGCCUCCAACACCAGCUACCGCUAAGGACCCUGUCCCACUCUGGGGCUCCCCUCCUGCCCAGGGCAGCCCCGGAGGUGGAGGCCUCCGGGGGCUGCCGGGAACCAUUGAGAGUGUGAGGGUCCCGCUGCUUCCCCGAAAUGACCAAGGCGGUGCUCGGGGGCUGCCUGGGCCCAUUGGCCCCAAGGGAGAUGCUGGCAGCCGGGGCCCAAUGGGGAUGAGAGGUCCACCAGGUCCACAGGGCCCCCCAGGGAGCCCUGGCCAGGCUGGAGCUGUGGGCACCCCUGGAGAGAGGGGACCUCCCGGGCCACCAGGGCCUCCUGGUCCCCCUGGGCCCCCAGCCCCUGUUGGGCCCUCCCAUGCCCAGAUCUCCCAGCAUGGAGACCCAUUACUCUCCAACACCUUCACUGAGACCAAUAACCACUGGCCCCAGGGACCCACUGGGCCUCCAGGCCCCCCAGGGCCCAUGGGUCCCCCUGGGCCUCCUGGCCCCACAGGUGUCCCUGGGAGUCCUGGACACAUAGGACCCCCAGGCCCCACUGGACCCAAAGGAAUCUCUGGCCACCCAGGAGAGAAGGGCGAGAGAGGACUGCGUGGGGAGCCUGGCCCCCAAGGCUCUGCUGGGCAGCGGGGGGAACCUGGUCCCAAAGGAGACCCUGGUGAGAAGAGCCACUGGGCUCCUAGCUUACAGAGCUUCCUGCAGCAGCAGGCUCAGCUGGAGCUCCUGGCCAGACGGGUCACCCUGCUGGAAGCCAUCAUCUGGCCAGAACCAGAGCUGGGGUCUGGGGCAGGCCCUGCCGGCACAGGCACCCCCAGCCUCCUUCGGGGCAAGAGGGGCGGAUAUGCAGCCAACUACCGGAUCGUGGCCCCCAGGAGCCGGGACGAGAGAGGCUGAGGGUGAUGGUGGCCCCUGGGGCAGACCAGGCCAGGCUUCCCCUCCUACCUGGACUCAGCUAGCUGCCUCCAGGGACCACCCGUCCAUAUUUAUUAAUGUCCUCAGGGUCCCUUCUGCCAUCUAGGCCUUAGGGGUAGGCAGGUCUCAGUCCUGGCACCUCACACAUGUCUGAGGCUGAGCAGGGCCUGAGAGGUGAGGCCUGGGCCUCAGUUUCCCUCUGUGACGUGGGGGGAUGUAGGCCUUCAAGGAAGGGUAGAGGUACAAGGCUUCCUCUCAUAUGCUUUCUGAGCAUCUAGGCCCAAAGGCACUAAGGGAGUCAGGAGCUGGGGCUCAGCACAUGCAGGGAUGACAUGGUGGGGGGGCAGUCUCCCUCCCCCUCCUCCCCAACCAAACCUCGGGGCGCCCUCCUGCACCCCUCCCUCCUUGUUGUCCAGUGCUGGGUUCCCACUCCAAGGUCAGGCUGCCCAAUCUCUUACUGGAUUGCCAGGGGCUCCUUGCCUUAGUUCUCCCCUCUGAGCUCCCAGGCCCUCCUGCGUUUCAGUUGGGGCUGGGGGCAUGGAGAGGAAGGGACCACCUGCUCCCACAAAUGCUUUUCACAGACACCAGGAGGUAGAAGUGUGCUGGCCAAUAAAGGCCCCUACCUGAUUCCCCGCA
Sapajus apella (tufted capuchin) is the source of this 2111-nucleotide messenger RNA. RefSeq names its product EMI domain containing 1 (gene EMID1). Gene Ontology annotation, molecular function: protein binding. Bases 69 to 1457 code for a protein of 462 amino acids. Lineage: Eukaryota; Metazoa; Chordata; Mammalia; Primates; Cebidae. The transcript has 16 exons. The record is from RefSeq and is a predicted model, not a curated record.